UGGACUGCAGGCUAAGAUGUUCCUCUUUGUAAAGUGUAAUAUCUGACAUGGCCACUGUAUAAUGCUUUUUCUCACAUAUAUUAUUGAUAAUUCAUUUUGUGGAUUAUUUCUUUCAGGUUGAUCCACAAAGGGCUGAGGACAUGGACUUUUCGCACCCUAAACAUGGAGUCCAGAUCAAGAAGGCGCGCCGGAAGCCGCAGUGUGAUGUGCCACCACUCAGUGAAGAAGAGGUCGCUUCUGCUUUCUCACAACUGAGGAAGCUGUGUCCCACUGCCAGUGCUGUCAUUAAAGAGGAGGAGGACACAGACACAGCAUCAGAAGAUGAGUCAGAUGUCAACACAGAGACGCUUCCCCCUGUGGUAUACAGGUCUUGUCAUCCAGCCAAAGUCCCUGUUACUAGUGUUAGUGUAGACAGCAUCCUUGAGGAUGUUCGGUGCAACCCCGAGCAAAUCACAAACCUCAACAAAGCUACAGUGGGGCAGUCCAAGUCUGCUUUAUGGCGUCAGCAACGCAAGGGUCGUGUGACUUCUACAUCCAUGCAUGAUGUCCUUCAUGCAUCAAACCCCACCACUGCAGUACGGAAGGUCAUGCAAUAUGACUGCAAGGAUUUGAGCCAAGUUCCAGCUAUACAAUGGGGGAUGAAACAGGAGGAGAAGGCAAGGCAACAGUACCUGGAAGCUACCUUGUGCAUCUGCAAGGAUGUGAAAUUGGAGGAAGUGGGGCUCAUUCUCUACAAGGAUUUUCCCUUCAUAGGUAUAGCUAAUUUUGGCUCUUACUUCAAACUUAUGAAGUAUAGUACAUGUAAUUGAGUACCAACUACACAAUGUCUAAUUGACUUAUGAUUUUGUUGAUGUAACAAUGAAAUACAUGUACUUGUUUUAACAAUUGCACUGUAUUCGUACCAAGUGAAUAUGUGCCAUUUGCAGCAUUUGGCAAGUAUCAAAAGUAAGUACAUUAUGUUCAUGUUUGAAAUAUCAGAAACUUUGCCACUAAUUUGAACAUUACUGUUGUAUAUAUAGGUGCAUCUCCUGAUGGGAUGAGACAGUGUUCAUGCCAUGGAAGAACUGUGAGCUGUUCUCUCAGAGUCUCUACACUUUCAGGAAGGGGGUCUCUCAGAGUCUCUACACUUUCAGGAGGAGGGUCAGCGAUCAUUUCUUCAUCUGAAAUAAAGCAAAUCCGAAGUUCAAUGAAAGUGCUAUGUGAUUAUGAGUGUCAUAUAUCUGAACUGAACUGAAUGUUCUAAACUCUGAUUCAUAUGUAUGUAUUGUUGUUUCAAUAUUUUACUCAUGCAGGUUGCAUGCUUCUCUACUUGAUUCACAUCUAUAUCCCCACUCCGAAAACCAAGCGGAUAAACUUUGUAGCAAGUAGUCUUGUGUGUAUGGUAUGUGAUUCAUGUUGAAUAAGUGACAAGUGAUAGAUUUACUUGUUGAGCAAGAAUGAUAGAUUAAACUGUUGAUCAAGAAUUUA
Branchiostoma floridae (Florida lancelet) is the source of this 1467-nucleotide messenger RNA. RefSeq lists its product as uncharacterized. The coding region runs from base 141 to 809 and encodes 222 amino acids. The record is from RefSeq and is a predicted model, not a curated record. NCBI's taxonomy places the organism in Eukaryota, Metazoa, Chordata, Leptocardii, Amphioxiformes, Branchiostomatidae. The transcript is spliced from 2 exons.